Molecule: messenger RNA, 1376 nt
Organism: Lutra lutra (Eurasian river otter)
Lineage: Eukaryota; Metazoa; Chordata; Mammalia; Carnivora; Mustelidae
Gene: SAMD12
Product: sterile alpha motif domain containing 12
Exons: 7
Coding region: 106-921 (271 amino acids)
Biological process (GO): cell surface receptor protein tyrosine kinase signaling pathway
Cellular component (GO): cytoplasmic side of plasma membrane
Molecular function (GO): protein binding
Source: RefSeq, a predicted model, not a curated record
AUGAGCGCAGAAUAUUUAGGCGAGAGCGCGAGGAGGGGGGAGCGCGGGGCAGGAGGAGUAUCUCGGCCGAGAAAAUUAUGCAUGCGUUAGGGAAGCUCUGAGAGAAUGGCUGUGGAAGGAAUCGGUGCUGACAGUCCCUGGAGCUCAGCGAUCAGCUGUGUGCUGGCUUGCUGUGCAUCUGGAAUCCUCCCCCGCCCAUCUUUAUUCUUCUCUCACCGCACGUGCCUUUCUCCCACGGGUUCAUGUGGUGUCCUUCUCCCAUCCUCUCGUGCACGUGUCUACAGCAAGAGGACAGCUCUCCACUGUGGCUUGAAUCCCCGGGCUGUCGAUCACUCCUCCCGGGCCGAAGGCAUUAAACUGCAGAUUGAAGGGGAAGCUGUGGAAUCUCAACCCAUUAAAAACAAAAGUUUUCAGAAGGUACUUGACCAAAAAGGAACCCCCAAGCGACUGCCAACAGAAGCUGAGACGGCUAAGUUGGCUACGGUGAAGCUGUCGAAACCAGUGGCUCUGUGGACUCAACAGGAUGUCUGCAAGUGGCUGAAGAAACAUUGUCCGAAUCAGUAUCAGAUCUACAGCGAGUCAUUCAGACAGCAUGACAUUACUGGGCGAGCCCUGCUGAGACUGACUGACAAAAAGCUCGAGCGGAUGGGGAUUGCCCAGGAGAACCUCCGGCAGCAUAUCCUACAACAGGUGCUCCAGCUGAAGGUGCGCGAAGAAGUCAGAAACCUACAGUUACUCACACAAGCUCAGGAUUCCAGAAGCGUAGCCCUCUCCUCCCAGGUUCCUGAGUACCAUCAGCAGCGUGCAGGCCACCUUUGCCAUAUUUCUAUUGAGGACUGUACUACAGAAUCACCCCAGAGCCUCAACCGAGGGUUCUCCAUAAACGUGGUUAGCCUUCCAAGCUGCUGUCCUGCCAGUUGAUAUGAACGUGGCCUGUUCCUCACAGAAAGACUAACUCGUGGCACUGCCAGAAGAUCUCCAUGGAGCACUGACAGAUUAACCAGAUUAACUGAAAAAACUCCCAUUCAGUCAAGAUCAUGGGCUUUGAAAAAUCUUAGUUUGCUGUGGAUUUUAAAAUGAGGUGCAUAAUACACAGUGCCAACUUGCUCCAAGUGGUCAUUGGCAGACCAUUAGCUGGAAAAUUGCUUCCAGUUUUCAUCACUGUGCAUAACUCAAGCUCCCUUAGGGGAGCUGUCUGUGCCCUUCACUAGAAGUCCUAUUUUAGCAUGGCAACUACUGAAUUAUUUUAUUAUGUGUGCAGAUGGCAUGAUCUGUUAGACAAAAAAAAAAAAAAAUCACAGCAGUUCUGCAAUCUCAGUGGAAGCGUUCACGAUACUCUGCCCUGGUAGGAAUGUAAACAUGUCUUGAUUAUGUUA